Molecule: messenger RNA, 5148 nt
Organism: Delphinapterus leucas (beluga whale)
Lineage: Eukaryota; Metazoa; Chordata; Mammalia; Artiodactyla; Monodontidae
Source: RefSeq, a predicted model, not a curated record
GGAGAGUCGUUCCCGAGAGCACAUGCGCCCCAAAGCCCGGUGCGCGCGGGCACACAGGCUGGCACACUCACGCGCACACACUCAAACACACACGCACACUCGCACUUAGGUUCUCUGUAGGUGUGUGGGUCCAAAGUUGCGGCCGCGGGAGGAUGAGCUGAAAUGGACCGGUCUUCCUUGGUGCCUAGAGCGCUCAGCGCAGCUUUCCCGGAGACCCCCAGAUGGACAAGAGGGAAAGAGGAAUGCCACACACCGCUUAGAGUUGUCUGCUCCUUUUCAGGGGAGAUCAGCGCGAAAGGCAGACUGCCCCACGCCUCUGGAAUAUGCCUGCCGAGUGGAGCAGAAGCGAGUGUUCUUGGAGAGGUCAUGAACUUGGGCCACCUGGGCUCACUGGCAACUUGUUGUGCGCAGUUCUCAAUGGAGCCCUGGACCCACGGGGCUCCGGGCCCGCCCGCUUUUUCUUUUUUUUCUCUUUGCUUUUUCUCUCUUUUUCCAGUGUGUGAACUUGAAGCGGAAAGCAGACAGGCGCUUCGCAUACUUCGGCGGUAAGUGGACUGUUCCUUGUACCUAUUAUUUAACCCUUGAGAGUCCAGAAAACCUCCAAUCCAACCAUUUAAAAAAAGUUACCAUCGUUUCCCUCCAUCCUUUUCGGCAAUAAGAAAGUGUGUGUGUGUGUGUGUGUGUGUGUGUGUGUGUGUGUUGUUUGGGGACAUAACUGUUUUGGAAGAGGGGUGAUGAGUGGAGGUGAGAAAAGAGACCUGAGUGGAUAAAACCAGAAGACUCAGGGGUGGCAGAGGAGGUGAGAGGGAGGGCAGCGGAGCCCAGCGCCUGAGCGAUUGCCUCCGGCUACUGCUUCUUGGACCGAGUUUCCAGCUCCAAGUUCCCUGCAAGGCUGCCCUCCAGCUGCAAACGGCCGCCCCUGCAAGGCUAGACCCAAGGGGGCCUUGGGAGGAGGCCCCCACCCUCCUGCCUCCUUUCUGGGCCUCCUUCCUCGGUUCUGAAUGGGGACAAGACCCCUCCCCUCCCCUUUCUGCCUCGGGCCUCUGUUGCCUCUCUCCUUGGUCCUCCCUGCACCUCCCCCAACCCCUUUUGCAAAAGCUCAAAUGAUGUCACAGAGGAGGAGGGGGUCCUGUGCCCCUAGCGCCUGAAGGCAUCACUAUAUUGCAUCCCGCAGCAUUCUACCCAAUCUUCCUUGUAAUCCACUAAAAAUAUUCCCUUCCAAACACCACUAACACCCUCCCCCCUCCCAACACCUCCCUUCCCAGGACACCAGUCCUUUACAGACAGGGCUAGAAGUCCCCAUACCCAGCACCCACGCUAUCCCCCUCCUAAAUUAGAAAGAAAUCAGCUGAGCGCCCAAAGAGCCUCUCCUCCCUGGUGUUUUGGUGUCUUUUUCCCUCUGGGCUUACCCUUCUAGUGGAAGGAAAAAGAGGAAGGAGGAAGGAGAGAGGGAGAGAGGGAGAGGGAGAGAGAGGGAGAGAGAGAGAGCAGAGAGCCCCCUAGACGGAGGACUGCUGCUGAACUGAUUGUAGGCUCUCUGCGCCGCCUGCCCGCCUGGUUCCUGCUUCCCCAAAGUGCCUUCCCUCCUUCAGCAGCAAUUCCUCUCCAGCCAUCUCCCUCCCCGGCCUCUCCUCCCCACCUCUUUCGCCCGUCUCUCUCCCCUCCACCUAACCCCACCUUCACUCUCCUCUCCGAGGGGGGAGGCUGGGGGUGCGGAAAGCACACCCCAAAGCCCCAGCCCCGGCAGAGAUGUCGAAGAAACGCAAAGCCCUGGAGGGUGGAGGACAGUCGGGGCUCCCAGAGGAGGAGCCCACUGCCUGCUUUGAGGGCGGCAGCCAGGAGGAAGCCAGCUGCCUCCCCUUCACACUUAAAAGUGGGAGCAAAGGACCCGCUUUGCUGACACUGAGAAGCAGGCCAGACACCCAGGAGCAGAUGAGCAAUGACCCAGCAGAAGGCAGCCUGGACUCUUGUGAUGCAACAGGUUUGACAGAUGAAAAAGUGAAGGCAUAUCUUUCUCUUCACCCCCAGGUAUUAGAUGAAUUUGUAUCUGAAAGUGUUAGUGCAGAGACUGUAGAAAAAUGGCUGAAGAGGAAAAACAACAAACCAGAAGAUGAAUCAUCUCCUAAGGAAGUCAGCAGGUAUCAAGAUACAAAUAUGCAGGGAGUUGUAUACGAACUAAACAGCUAUAUAGAACAACGGUUGGAUACAGGAGGAGACAACCAACUACUCCUCUAUGAAUUGAGUAGCAUCAUUAAAAUUGCCACAAAAGCUGAUGGAUUUGCACUGUAUUUCCUUGGAGAGUGUAAUAAUAGCCUUUGUGUGUUUACCCCACCUGGAAUCAAGGAAGGAAAACCCAGGCUCAUCCCCGCUGGGCCCAUCGCCCAGGGCACCACCACCUCUGCCUAUGUGGCCAAGUCCAGAAAAACGUUGCUAGUAGAAGACAUCCUUGGGGACGAACGAUUUCCAAGAGGUACCGGACUGGAAUCAGGGACGCGUAUCCAGUCUGUUCUUUGUUUGCCAAUUGUCACGGCGAUCGGUGAUUUGAUCGGCAUCCUUGAGCUGUACCGGCACUGGGGCAAGGAAGCCUUCUGUCUGAGUCAUCAGGAGGUUGCAACAGCAAAUCUUGCCUGGGCUUCAGUAGCCAUACAUCAGGUUCAGGUAUGCAGAGGUCUUGCCAAACAAACUGAAUUGAAUGACUUUCUGCUCGACGUAUCAAAAACGUAUUUUGAUAACAUAGUUGCAAUAGAUUCUCUACUUGAACACAUAAUGAUAUAUGCAAAAAACCUGGUGAAUGCCGAUCGUUGUGCGCUUUUCCAGGUAGACCAUAAGAGCAAGGAGUUAUAUUCGGACCUUUUUGAUAUCGGAGAGGAAAAGGAAGGAAAACCUGUCUUCAAGAAGACCAAAGAAAUAAGAUUUUCAAUUGAGAAAGGAAUUGCUGGUCAAGUAGCAAGAACAGGGGAAGUCCUGAACAUUCCAGAUGCCUAUGCUGACCCACGCUUUAACAGAGAGGUGGACCUGUACACAGGCUACACGACCCGGAACAUCCUGUGCAUGCCCAUCGUGAGUCGGGGCAGCGUGAUAGGCGUGGUGCAGAUGGUGAACAAAAUCAGCGGUAGUGCCUUCUCUAAGACGGACGAAAACAACUUCAAGAUGUUUGCUGUCUUUUGUGCUUUAGCCUUACACUGUGCCAAUAUGUAUCAUAGAAUUCGUCAUUCGGAGUGCAUUUACCGGGUCACCAUGGAGAAGCUGUCCUAUCAUAGCAUUUGUACUUCAGAGGAAUGGCAAGGCCUCAUGCAUUUCAACCUUCCCGCCCGUCUUUGCAAAGAAAUUGAACUGUUCCACUUUGACAUCGGUCCCUUUGAAAACAUGUGGCCUGGAAUUUUCGUCUACAUGGUCCACCAGUCCUGUGGGACAGCCUGCUUUGAGCUUGAAAAGUUGUGUCGUUUUAUCAUGUCUGUGAAGAAAAACUAUCGUCGGGUCCCUUACCACAACUGGAAGCACGCGGUCACGGUGGCACACUGCAUGUACGCCAUACUCCAGAACAACCACGGGCUCUUCACCGAACUCGAGCGCAAGGGACUGCUAAUUGCGUGUCUGUGCCAUGACCUGGACCACAGGGGCUUCAGUAACAGCUACCUGCAGAAAUUCGACCACCCCCUCGCAGCACUAUACUCCACGUCGACCAUGGAACAGCAUCACUUCUCCCAGACCGUUUCCAUCCUUCAGUUGGAGGGGCACAAUAUCUUCUCCACCCUGAGCUCCAGUGAAUAUGAGCAGGUGCUUGAGAUCAUCCGCAAAGCCAUCAUUGCCACAGACCUCGCGUUAUACUUCGGAAACAGGAAGCAGUUGGAAGAGAUGUACCAGACCGGAUCGCUAAACCUUAAUAAUCAAUCACAUAGAGACCGUGUCAUUGGUUUGAUGAUGACUGCCUGUGAUCUUUGUUCUGUGACAAAGCUGUGGCCAGUAACAAAAUUGACGGCAAAUGAUAUAUACGCAGAAUUCUGGGCUGAGGGUGAUGAAAUGAAGAAGCUGGGAAUACAGCCUAUUCCCAUGAUGGACAGAGACAAGAAGGACGAAGUCCCACAAGGCCAGCUUGGAUUCUACAAUGCCGUGGCCAUUCCCUGCUACACCACGCUCACCCAGAUCUUCCCGCCCACAGAGCCUCUCCUGAAAGCCUGCAGGAAUAACCUGAGCCAGUGGGAGAAGGUGAUUCGAGGGGAGGAGAGUGCCGUGUGGAUCUCGAACCCGCCGGCGGCCCAGGGGACCUCGGAGAAGCUGCCCGUGAAGAUCGAUGACUGAUGGCCGCCCCUGAGCCCCCCCACCUGAAGAUGUUCAUCUUGCUUCUUUGACUUUUCUUCCUUUUAUUUUUGUGGGGGGAACCUACACCUGGUAACUGGGAUGCAGACCUCUUCAAGAAGGUACCAUCAAGUAAACACAUCCAGCAGACGGCUCCCUGCCAGGCUCCUCUGUACUGCGUCACAGACGGUGAUCAGCCAGGACCAGAAAUCCACAGCCCCAGUGACUCCUUGUGAACUGGCCUUUUCUAAUGGGCUAAUAUAGCUGAGGCCUUAAUGGAAACGGACAAUUGUUCGGAAGGGGGUACUUUUCCACUGUAUCUUUCCAGUGAGGGUUAAAACGGUACUAUUAGGAUAUUGUACUUUGGCUUUAACACCAGUGUUGCUUUGAUGUUGUUGGUUAUAAAUAGGAAAUUUUACGUGUUACUCUUGUGGAUGUUCAUGUGUGACCUACUUGUAAUUAGCGUGAAUCAUAGCAGACAGCCUCAGAAACGUGGCAUCGAGGUUACAGAGUAAGAAGCACCUUUCUGCAAUCAGUGAUGGAAAAUCGAUCCUUCUUCAGAGCCUCAUGAAUUAAAAAUUAGGUGGACUUAAAGCGUGUUCUGUAAGCUUAUACUACAGGGCUUAGAUGAAUAAAUUUAACACUAAAGGAAGCAGAUUUUCUAUCCCCUUGAGACGAGAUGCAGGUAUACAUCAUACUAAAUCUCAAAAAUCCAAGUAUCAAUUCAAAAAAUGUCAGAGAAUAUUUUUUCUUUACUUUUUUCUUUAUUGUAGUCUUGGCAAAUUUCCUAAACCCUUUACAUAGAGAACAAAAUAAAAGCAAGGCAUACAAUUUUUUUUCAACGGACAAGUC